AUGUCGAAACGUGGUGCAGAGCGCACUGAACCCGAAUCUUCCACUGCAACUUCACCUGCACAGUCGCACUCAGCUACUGCUGACCCUUCUGUCAAGGUAGAGACCUCGUCGCCGCCAGGAUCACGGAACAAGAGACGCGCAUCAGGAACUGGACCAUCGGUACCUACGAUGUCUGGCUCAUCAAGUGCAACAGGCGCCGCCGGCGCGGGUGAGGAAUCAAGUAUGGCUUCCCCAACCAUGGGACCACCUGCGAAGAAGAGCAGGACUAACACCCCAUGGACUCCUGCUGAGGAGCAGAGGUUAAAAACCAUGCGGGAUGCGGGCAAUAGCUGGGCAGACAUUGCAAAGACGUUCCCUAGUAGGACAGAAGGAAGUGUUAAGAAGCACUGGUACAAGGAUAUGCAUUACGCAGAGUUCGCUGAAGAUGAGAGCCAGGCCCUUCUUAACGCCAUCAAAGAGUAUGAAACGAAUAAGUGGAAGGAGAUUGGCAAGAAAGUCGGCAAGCCUGCUAAAGCAUGCGAGCAAUAUGCGAAGGAGCAUUUCGCAGGCAAGAUAUAG
Mollisia scopiformis is the source of this 558-nucleotide messenger RNA. RefSeq lists its product as uncharacterized. The record is from RefSeq and is a predicted model, not a curated record. Gene Ontology annotation, biological process: mitotic cell cycle; positive regulation of transcription by RNA polymerase II. Bases 1 to 558 code for a protein of 185 amino acids. Gene Ontology annotation, cellular component: nucleus. NCBI's taxonomy places the organism in Eukaryota, Fungi, Ascomycota, Leotiomycetes, Helotiales, Mollisiaceae. Gene Ontology annotation, molecular function: RNA polymerase II cis-regulatory region sequence-specific DNA binding; DNA-binding transcription factor activity, RNA polymerase II-specific. The transcript is spliced from 5 exons.